AAUUCAUAUAAACGUUUUGGUAAAACGUGGCCAAAUAUGGACGGCAGCAAGAAAGUGUUGCACAGUAGUUAGAACUUCGAAGAUAUCCCGUCGGAAUCGAAUUAGAAUUGUUGACUUCCUCGCGGCUGCAUCUCUGUACAAUCCUCUCCCUCUAAACCACACCAGCCAUGGCAGGUAUCAACUCCAUAAUCACCUCCUCGACAAUAGCCAAACCUAUUACAACAUCCUACAAAUCUAACACAACCCCUCAUGUUCUUGUCUCUGCAUCACUCUUCACCAAAUCCAGCCCACCCAAUAACCCAAUUCGAAAGAGGAAAAAUUGGGUCAUUGGAUCGGUCAUUAAGGACAAAGAAGUGGUUACGGUAAAGGAUGAGCUUGCAAAGGGGUCUGUUGCGCCAUAUGGGUCCGAAGAUUUCAAGGCUCUUUCCUCAUCCUCGUCUUCUCCUUCUUCAGGAUCGAGUGAUGAGAGAGAAGAAAUUGAAUCUAAAGAUAGGCUGAUUAGCAGAGCAAUCAAUGCUACUAUUGUUUUGGGCUUUGGAACUCUUGCAGUGACGAGGUUGCUCACCAUCGAUUAUGAUUACUGGCAUGGAUGGACUGUUUAUGAAGUACUAAGGUAUGCUCCAGAACACAAUUGGAGUGCAUAUGAGCAAGCUCUCAAAGACAACCCAGUUUUGGCCAAAAUGGCAAUAAGUGGGAUUGUCUACUCUCUGGGAGAUUGGAUUGCUCAAUGUUAUGAAGGAAAACCUCUUUUUGAGUUUGAUCGGACACGCGUGCUCAGAUCUGGUCUUGUUGGGUUUACCCUCCACGGAUCUCUUUCUCAUUAUUACUAUCAAUUCUGCGAGGCACUAUUUCCUUUCCAAGAUUGGUGGGUGGUUCCUGCCAAAGUCGCCUUUGACCAAACAGUUUGGUCAGCAGUUUGGAAUAGCAUCUACUUUGUAGUUUUGGGGUUCUUGCGCCUGGAAUCACCAGCCAAUAUAUUUAGUGAGCUCAAAGCGACAUUUUGGCCAAUGCUGACUGCAGGGUGGAAGCUUUGGCCAUUUGCUCACUUAAUUACAUAUGGUGUAAUCCCCAUUGAGCAGAGACUUCUUUGGGUGGAUUGUGUGGAGCUCAUAUGGGUUACCAUACUCUCGACUUAUUCGAAUGAGAAAUCUGAAUCGCAAAUGGCUGAGGGAGCACUGGACACAAACUCCAUCUCUUCAUCCAGCAGCACUCCUGAGGAAUAACUUGUAGGCACCAUGAUCACAAGUGAAGGGGAUGUGCAUGAACUGGUUGGAAUGGAGAUGAGGCCUGAAGUUACAGGAAUUCGAGUGGAGUUCUUGUCUACUCACCAUACGUUGAGAUACACAAGGGUUUACUUCAAACUUUAGUUAAUUAUUCUAAUUACUGUACAUAUAAACAUUGAACUUGGUCGAUAAGGCUGUCUGUAACAGUGCAAGUAUAUAUUUCAAGCAGAGCAGUUUAGUCUUCUUAAUCGGAAUCAACUAGAAUAGAUGUUGCAUAAA
Molecule: messenger RNA, 1502 nt
Organism: Tripterygium wilfordii
Lineage: Eukaryota; Viridiplantae; Streptophyta; Magnoliopsida; Celastrales; Celastraceae
Product: mpv17-like protein
Exons: 7
Coding region: 168-1223 (351 amino acids)
Cellular component (GO): cytoplasm; membrane
Source: RefSeq, a predicted model, not a curated record